Messenger RNA from Trichomycterus rosablanca, 870 nucleotides. RefSeq names its product crystallin, beta A4 (gene cryba4). Gene Ontology annotation, biological process: visual perception; lens development in camera-type eye. The record is from RefSeq and is a predicted model, not a curated record. The coding region runs from base 192 to 782 and encodes 196 amino acids. NCBI's taxonomy places the organism in Eukaryota, Metazoa, Chordata, Actinopteri, Siluriformes, Trichomycteridae. Gene Ontology annotation, molecular function: structural constituent of eye lens. The transcript has 7 exons.
AUGGAAACGAGAACAGUUAGCUUUUUGUACAAAGUAGCAAAGCUAUUUAAUGGGGUUGAGACCACUCCCUUAGUGCUGAGCUGGGGCUUUUGACUCGGCUCUUUGCCAGGGAAGGCUUUAAAAGGAUCGAGGUGCAUGCCAGGUUGCAUCUUCUCAUCAGGACUACCCAAGAGUAAUUGAACUGAGUCAAGAUGAGUCACCACUGUACCAAAUUCUCUGGCCACUGGAAGAUAAUUGUGUAUGAUGAGGAGUGUUUCCAGGGUCGCCAUCAUGAGUUCACCUCUGAGUGUUGGAAUGUUAUGGAUUUUGGCUUUGAAAGUGUUCGCUCACUAAGGGUAGAAAGUGGCGCGUGGGUGGGCUAUGAGCACCCCUCUUUUCAGGGCCAGCAGUUUGUGCUGGAGCGUGGUGAAUACCCCCAGUGUGAUGCCUUUGGAGGAAGUAACUCUUACCAUACUGAGAGGAUGACUUCUUUUAGACCAAUCUCCUGUGUCAACCACAGGGAGAGCAGGAUGACAAUUUAUGAGAGAGAGAACUACUUGGGUCGCAAGGGCGAGCUUAGUGAUGACUACCCAUCACUGCAGGCCAUGGGUUGGUACAACAAUGAAGUGGGUUCCAUGCGUAUCCACUCUGGAGCGUUUGUGUGUUACCAGUACCCUGGUUACCGUGGAUAUCAAUACAUAAUGGAGUGUGACCACCAUGCAGGCGAGUACAAACACUUCAGAGAGUUUGGUUCCCACUGUCAAACUCCUCAGAUCCAGUCCAUCCGCCGCAUUCAGCAGUAACCUAGCCACUUUUUGCAUACCAAACCCUUAACAUGCCUACCAUCUAUUAACCUGUGCUGAAUAAACUGUCUUUCUUAAGGUUUAAUGA